AAUGCCCAAACAUUCGCGAUUCAAUGGCAAAUGCAGCCCGGAAAAGGAGGAGCAGCUGCGCGACCAGAUCCACAAGGAGUUGACCAAAGCCAGGUACUGCGCCAACCCGACAUACAAGUGCAGCUUGGUGCGCAUUGAAGGGUACAAGUUUUGCAUUCGCCACAUUCUUUGGGAUCCACUUGCUCCCUUCCGUCGGUGCGCGUUCGAGUACUUGAACAGACGGCAGUGCAUAAACGCGGUGCCCAAGUAUGAUGCCAGGAAGAAGGAGAUACUGACGCCACUUUGCUUUGAGCACAAUCGUCAGCUUCAGAUGCGCAAGGCUCGGAUGACCUUGGGCUGUUUUCGGUCUGGCGUAGAGACCAAUGAGACGUUGCUCAAUAGUCUUGCUCAUCACUUGAAUGUGAAGGAGCCCGAGGCUCCGAAGCCCGUGGACAAUAAAGAUGAAGACGAUGAUGUGAUUGAUGUUGUGUCACCGCAAGUGACGCCUUUUCUGCCCCAAGAAUAUCGCAACAGUGUGGAGAAUGUUGCAGGAGCGGUGGUUUCACGCAAGCGCAUUAUGGAAUAUGCAUCCGAUAUUUCGAGCGAUGAUGAGGACCCGCCUUGUGCACGGAACACCCUACCAGAUGUCGAAUUUGAUGAGUCUGAUUAUGAAAGCAUCGACUCCGACUACGAUGAUCCUCUAAAACACGGCGGCGUCUACACUCGUCCCGAGGCCGUGAAGAACACUCUAAGAAAAGUGGAGAAACUUCAGACUCUGUACGGCGAGGAGCUCAAGUUUUUGGCACGCCACAUGAGGAAGCGACGGCGCCAGUACUUAAUUGACUUACGCAAAGAACAGGAAACCUACUGCAGCAUUUUGGAUCAGGCUAAGAAAUCACCGCACGAGCUGAAGCUCUACCAAAAGCUGAGGGCUCUCAACAGCUAUCAUCGUCGCCAGGGUAAAGAGGCGUAUUUCUACAAGAGAUACAGAGAGAAACGCGACCAGUCCAAGCACGACUACGUGCGCAAGACUUUCUACGUCUCAAAGUGCAUUUUCAAUUUGUACGGCCAUCAGUGUGGACUGCCAGCGAUACAGUCCACCAAGCACUGCCGCAGGCAUAUUCUAUCGGAUAGACGCCAGAUGAUAUUCCGCGAUUGCGGUGAGGAACGCAACGGCAAUGUCUGCCAGGAUCCUGUCUGGGACCUGGGGAACGAGACAUGUGAGCUACAUAGGUCCCUGGAGCCGCCUAGGAAGCAGUAUAAGCAAAAGUUCUAUGAGCCACCGAUUAAUGCACCAGCAGAAAGUAUUUUUGCCCCACGUUCCACUGUCGAUCGUUUUGUACUUAAUCAGACGUGGACUGAACCGACCCCAGCGGGUCAAAAUAUCACGGAUACCUCGUCUGCUGCAUUUGACUAUGAUGUCGAUACGCUAUCAGGACUUUCAAACUUUAUAGCCAAUGAGUUUCUUGAUGUGGGUAAUGAAGUAACCGUAGGUCUUGAAAAUGUCAGUCAAGAUACAGAAGCUACUGAUCAAGGCAAUAUCGCAAUUGGACAGGAUUUAGACCAGUCCGUAAUUCUAUCAACUGUUGGUGAAGCCAACAACAGUCUCAGUGAUAUUAUGAAAAUGCUCGAGGGCAUCGAAAGUGCCCCUUGGUUUGAGUCCACAAUGAACGACUUAUAAAGUAACCAUGCAUAAAUCUGGAGACGCCGGCCUUAUACAGAAACAGACUGCCGAUCAACUUCUCAAGGAUCUUGCCGC
Messenger RNA from Drosophila persimilis, 1738 nucleotides. RefSeq names its product KAT8 regulatory NSL complex subunit 2. Gene Ontology annotation, cellular component: NSL complex. NCBI's taxonomy places the organism in Eukaryota, Metazoa, Arthropoda, Insecta, Diptera, Drosophilidae. The coding region runs from base 2 to 1660 and encodes 552 amino acids. The transcript is spliced from 6 exons. The record is from RefSeq and is a predicted model, not a curated record.